Molecule: messenger RNA, 1137 nt
Organism: Zootermopsis nevadensis
Lineage: Eukaryota; Metazoa; Arthropoda; Insecta; Blattodea; Termopsidae
Gene: Sys1
Product: Sys1 golgi trafficking protein
Biological process (GO): Golgi to plasma membrane protein transport; Golgi to endosome transport; protein localization to Golgi apparatus
Cellular component (GO): Golgi membrane; trans-Golgi network
Source: RefSeq, a predicted model, not a curated record
CAUGCAGUCACAAUUCAGGUUUGCAAACCUGUAGAACAGCUGGAUGGGGUGCAGUUGGUGAUUUUGUGUAAAAAUACUGUGAAGCUUGCAGUUUUCAUUCGGUAUUGGCGUCAAACACGUAUAAUGAGGAACAUUAUUUUAAAAAUCUGACAUGAUUACGUUUGUUCGGAGAAUAUUUUGAUGAACUGAAACAUGGAAUGAAUAUACGAAUUGUCUGUCAGUCUUAACCUAGCACAGAUGGUGCCCGUGUUGGUAUAGAAUUGUAAAUCAAUAUAAUUAAUAUUUUUAUUAGCAUUUUCGCUUGACAUAAUGAAGAAGGUGACCGGACAGUUUCGUAAUACAACGUGGGAUCCUCUGCUUAUAAUAUCACAAAUAAUAGCUCUCCAGUGUGUUUUGUAUGUUGGUCUGGGAUUGUGGAUGGUUUUCAUGGACCUUCUUGUUGGUUCAUCUAGAUCCCUUGAUCAUCUCUUUAAAUAUCAGGAAAUCCAUGUACGAGAUUUUGGUGGCAAACUCAUUAUAACAGCAUUUGUUCUGAAUGCAUUAAUUGGAGCUCUUGGGUUGUGGUUUAUUGUUCAGCGAACAAAGCAGUGCUUGGACUUUUCAUCAACUGCUCAUCUUAUCCAUUUGAUCGUUUGUUGGUAUUAUAAUGGUCACUUUCCCAGUGCUUUUUCUUGGUGGUUGCUGAACUUGGUGUGUCUAACAAUCAUGUGUGUAUCUGGUGAAUUUCUGUGUAUGAGGACAGAAUUGCAGGCCAUUCCCCUAAAUAUGGGUCCAAAAGCUGAUUUAUAGUGACUGAUUUUGUGCUGAGAAGUCAAGUUAUAUAAAAUGAACUUGGACUGCUGUUAAUUUGUUUUAUAGAAAUUAUAUGUAUUAGUAAUAUUAAAAUAAAUUAGUGUUAUUAAAUAUAAUAAAACUGGCUGAACAUGCCUCAUAAAAGACUAGUUAUAAGUUAUUAGCAGAACAGUUGUAUGUUUUUGUAAGUAUGUAUAUGCUAUGCCCUUGUUCUAUAAUGAAAUGUGCCAUUACUUAGGCAUGACCAGCAGGCAGUCCUUAUUAUUUGAGCACAAUUUAUUUUUAGAUCUAUAUAUUCUUUCUUACGAAUCAUUUAAUAUCCAAAUAAAGUAAACUACGCCCAUU